Molecule: messenger RNA, 5295 nt
Organism: Closterium sp. Naga37s-1
Lineage: Eukaryota; Viridiplantae; Streptophyta; Zygnematophyceae; Desmidiales; Closteriaceae
Source: the annotation of a GenBank genome assembly
AUGGAUCUCAUCGUCUCUCUCAUCCCCGACCGCUCCUGCUGGGUGCGACUGCCCCUCCACUUCCUCCACUCCCUCACUCUCUCCUCCUCUUCCGAUGAACCCCCUCCCGCCCCUCUCCUUCUCGACCUUCGCCGAACCUCCCCUCCUCCCUCCUCCCAACCCUCGUCUCACGCGUCUUCCCACGCCUCUUCCCAAGCCUCUUCCCGAGCCUCUUCAUCCCGAGCCUCGGCCAAACCGCUCUUUUUGGCUUGGGGCGGAGCCGCGGCAGCAGGUUCGGCGCUGGAGGUUCCGCGGGAGUUGGGGGAGUGUCUGGGGCUGGCGGAGGGGGAGAGGGUGCGCGUAAGGGUGCGCCUGUGGGGAAGCAUCCCGCCCGCGGAGGCCGUCCACGUGGCACCUGCCACGUCAGACGACUGGGAGGUGCUGGAGCUGAAUCCGGCGCUUCUGGAGGAGACCAUUCUGCAGCAGGUGGGUGCGGUUGCAGCAGGGCAGUCCUUCCCCAUAUGGGCGCAGGGGCAGGCCCCCCUGCGCCUGUGCGCGCUCUCCGCGUCCCCGUCCCCCUUGGUGCGCCUGGUGCCCGGGUCUGAGGCGAUUGCCACGUCAGCAGCAAGGAGUUCGGCAGCAGAAAGCAGCAGGGGAGGUGGGGAGAGCGGUGGAUUGGUGGUGGAGCCGGCAGGGUGUGUGUUUGUGAGCAAGGCGGACUGGAAGCGAGUGGGAGGGGCACAGCUGCAGCACGGGUCUUCUUCUGUAGAACCCUCACAUGCAGCACACGAAAGCAGGAGUAAGAAGAGGAGCGAGAACGGCAAGAAAAUAGAGAGUGAGAGCAGGAGUGGGAGUGAGGGUGGAAGCAGGAGUGAGGGAAAGAUGGGGGGUGCGGGGGGUGCGGGGGGUGCGGGGUCAAGGAGAGGAUCCGGGGGAGCAGGAGCAGGAGGGGCAGCGGGAGGGGGAGGGAGUGCCAUAGGUGAUCAUUACCCAGGGAACGAGCAGCAGCAGAUUCAGCAGCUGGAUCGGCAGCAGCAGGCACGGUCAGGAGUGGUUGGAGUGGGUGCUGCUGUGGAAGCAGCAGAAAGGCAUUGGAGGAGAGUAGCUGGGUGGAGGGGAAGCGAGGGGGAGAGGACUAAAGGGCGAGAGAGGGGUGCUGGAAUGGAGGAGGGGGAGAGAAAGGAGAGAGAGGAGGAUGAGGGGAGGGAGCCAGCAGGGCGUUUUAAGCCGUCUCAAAAGGAGAGGAAUCCAGGGGUGCAGGCGCUGGCGUGUGUGUUGCUGCAAGGAGGGUCGGAUCAAGCAAAGGGAGGCCCGGGGCAAGCAAGGGAAGAGAUGGGAGUGCCUCUGGUGGAUGGUGCCGUGCUGAGACUGGUGUGGUGGGAUGAAGCGGAAAGGGACAGACCGGAUUGGGACAGAGCGGGCCGGGACAGAGCGAAUCAGGGUGGAGUGGAUGGGGAUAGGGCUGCAGAGGGAGGUGAGGGAACAGCAACGGCAACAGCAGCAUCACUGCCUGCAGCAAGAGUAGCAAGGGACACUCUCUUUCUUCUCACCUUUGGCUCGCCGCCAGGGGGACGCACUCGCCCUGCUGCCGCUGCUGCUAGUGGUGCGGCUGGUAGCGCUGCGGCUGAUUCCACCUCCAGUAGUGGCUUAGGUAACUCGCAGUAUGACACGCUUAGACAGCAGCAGCAGCAGAUGGGGGCGUUGAGUGCUUUAGCAGGAGCAGUGUUGGGAGGAAGCAUGGGGCUGGGAGGAACGGGAGGGCGGGGGAUGAUGAGUGGUGGUGGAACCAUGGGGCCAGGCAGUAUGGCAGGAGGGAUGGGGCCUGGCAGCAGCAUGGGAGGAAUGGGUGGAAUGGGUGCGUAUGGGAGUGCUGCACCAAUCCCUGGCUCUAUAUCUCAUGGGUCGACAGUGGGAUCUUCAAAUAGACCCUCACAUGGACAUCCUUCUGAAGCUUCCAAGACGCUUCCUGCCGUCCGGGCGGCUGCCAGCGAGGCGGUCGACAGCCUGGCGCUGCUGGCGGCCGUCCAAUUGCAGCGCAGCACUGUAGCACUGGGAGCUCCCAUGGAGUGGGCUGUCCCCUUUACAAGCAGCCCCGGACUCGUUUAUAGCCCUGUGCAGGCCCAGUCAGCAGCAUCGUCGCAUCAUAACUCAGUCAUCUCUCCGGGUCACUCCUCUGAUAAUGUCUCUCCUGUGCUUUCUGCUCUGCUACCCCUGCCCUCUCCCUCAGCACCACCACUAAGCACACCAGCAGCACUGACAUCAGUAACAGCAUCAUCAGCAUCAGCAGCAGCACCAUUGAAAGCCAUCGCACCACCCCUAGAUCACCCCUUCUCCUUCACCCUCUCCUGGCUGCACCAACCAGCCACCACUGCCCUCUCUCGCCUCCUCGCCUCUCUCUCCCUCCCCUUCCGCCUCACCCGUCGCUCUCUCCGCCUCCCUGCCCCAGGCUCCAUUCUCCUCCACGGCCCCCCUGCCAGUGGCAAAACCUCCCUAGCUUCGGCCCUGGCCUGGCAGGUUCGGAACGAUCGGACCUGCCUCGCGCACACGGAGUUUGUCAGCUGCUCCAGGCUCGGGUCCGAACCUGCGAAGGAGGUUCGGGGGGUGCUGGGGAGGGCGGUGGCGCGGGCCAAUGAGAGGGCGCCAGCUGUCAUCGUGUUGGACGAUCUGGAUGUGCUGGUUCCGGGGGCGAGUGGGGGGCCGGAGGAAGGGACAGGUGGCGGCGCGGGAUUGGUGGAGUUUAUUGCUGACCUGAUGGAUGAAUGUCAGGUGAGCAGCAUGGUGACGCGGCAUGUGUAUGGUGCGCAUUUGAUAGGGAACAUACACGAAUGCAAGAUCAGCAGCCAUGCCUUUCACUCUCACAUCUCUGCCCCCUCUCGCCGCCGUCCUCAACUCACUUCACCUCCCUUCACCUCCCUUCACCUCACUUUUCCUUACUUAUCCUCUCUUCUCCUCACUUCACCUCACUUCACCGCACUUCACCUCACCUCACCUCUGUCGCCCCCCUCCCUGUCCGUCCUCUUCCCUCUUUUUCUCCCCUUACUUCUCUCCCAGGCCCACCAGGCCCAUAGCGCCAUCUCUCCGUGCUGCUCCCUCUUUCCUCUCUUUGCCCCUCCCCUCCCCUCCAUCUACUCCCCUCCAUCUACUCCCCUCCAUCUCCCAGGCCCACCAGUCACCCAUUGCCUUCCUAGUAACAGCCCCCUCCCCAUCCGCCAUAGCGCCAUCUCUCCGUGCCGCAUGCCGAUUCGACACCCCUGUCGAGCUACCCCCCAUGGGGGAGGGCGACAGAGCAGCGCUGCUCAGGCGGAUCCUGAUUCUUGUGGUCACUCUUUUCCUCUCUCCCCUCCCCUCCCAGUGUCACUCACUCUCUACCCUCCCACACUCCCUUUCCCUCCCGCUCCCCUUCCCUCCAUGUCCCAGGCCCAUCAGGCCCCCAUAGCCUUCCUAGCAACAGCCCCCUCGCCAUCCGCCAUAGCCCCUCAACUCCGUGCCGCAUGCCGCUUUGACACCCCUGUGGAGCUACCCCCCAUGGGGGAGGGCGAGAGGGAAGCACUGCUCAGGCGGAUCCUGCAGGAGAGGGGGAUUGGGUGGCUCGGGGGGGAUGCUCUGCUCCAAUCGGUGGCCGCCAGGUGUCAGGGCUGUGACGCAUCGGAUCUUGAGGUGCUAGUCGAUCGUGCGGCUCACGCGAGGCGAGGGCAUGUGAUGUUCGAAGCAGGGAGAAGGGGAAAGGGUGGGGAUGCGGGUGGGGGUGGGGAUGGGUUUGGGGAAGGUGAGAGUGAGGGCGGAGGGGGAGGAGAGAAGAAAGGGGGAAGAAUUAUCAGAGGCAGAGUAACCAUGUUGGCAUCAGGAACGGGCAGGGGAGAGCAGCGGCCGCCACAGGAGCAGGUGGAGCAGGAGCAGCAGGAGCAACCAGAGCAGUCGAUGCAGCAGGGGCAACACGGGGAGAAGGUGCAGCAGGAGCUGCAAGAGCAGUCAAUACAGCAAGUGCACCAGCAGCAACACGCGCUCCUUCUUUCCGAGCCAAACUUCACCUCCGCCCUCCAGGGCUUCGUCCCAGCAGCCGUGCGCGGCGUCGCCAAGCUCUCCUCCUCCUCCGACCCCUCCUCCUCCUCAUCCUCCUCAUCCUCCCCCCAGCUAGGCUGGGACGACGUGGGAGGAAUGGCCGACGCCCAAACAGCCCUGCGAGAAGUCCUAGAGCUCCCAGCCCAACACUCCCAUAUCUUCGCCUCAGCUCCUCUCCGCCUUCGCACCGGUGUGCUUCUCUUCGGCCCUCCCGGGUGCGGGAAGACGCAUAUUGUCGGCGCUGCUGCUGCUGCGUGCGGGAUCCGGUGUGUCUCGGUGAAAGGCCCGGAGCUGUUGAAUAAGUAUAUUGGAGCUUCGGAGCAGGCGGUUCGGGACGUGUUCUCCCGAGCCUCCCGUGCCGCUCCGUGCAUUCUGUUUUUCGACGAGUUUGACGCGAUUGCGCCGCGGAGAGGGCAUGACAGCACGGGGGUGACUGACAGGGUAGUGAAUCAGCUUCUAACGGAGCUGGAUGGUGUGGAGGGGUUAGAGGGGGUUUUUGUGGUGGCCGCUACGAGCCGUCCAGAUCUGAUCGAUCCAGCUCUGCUGCGUCCUGGACGGUUGGAUCGGCUCGUGCUCUGCGAUUUCCCCGGGGAGGAGGAUCGGCUGGCGAUCCUGCGCGCGCUUUCCAGGACGCUUCCUCUGGGUGCUGACGUGGACCUUGCUGAGCUGGCGCGGCGCACGGAGGGGUUCAGUGGGGCGGAUCUUCAGGCCUUGCUGGCAGAUGCACAGCUGGCGGCGGUGCAUGCUGUGCUGGAUGAGAGUGAGAAGGAGGGAGGAGGGGAGGGUGAGGGAGGGGGAGAAGGGAAGAGUGAGAAAGUGGAAAGAGGGAAGGAGGAGGGAGCUGGGGAGGAGACUAGAAAUGGAGAUGGAGGGGACGAGAAGGCAGCAGUGGAAGAGGUAACAGGGAGGGAGGCUGAGGUGGAAGCAGAAGCAGGGAGGCAGGCAUCAGGGACAGGAGGGGCAGCAGACGAGGCAGCAGGUACUGAGGACCAGAAGAAGCAGCAGAGAGGGAAGGCAGGAGCAGCGAGGAAGGGCAGAAAGGGCAGAAAGGGAAAGAAAGCAGAGGGUGUGGAGGCAGGGAGACCGGUACUGGUGAGGUUGCAUCUGGAGCAGGCUGUGGGCAGUGUGCGGCCGUCCGUGUCAGCAGCAGAGAGGCAGCGACUGUCGGAUAUCUACGAUGAGAUGAUGGGGGCGAGGAAGGGGAGCAGCGCUGCUGCUAUGGCGGAGAGGAAAGGGAAAAGAGCAACCCUGGCUUAG